This is a messenger RNA of Dermatophagoides pteronyssinus (European house dust mite), 1614 nucleotides long. Its product is annotated as syntaxin-1A-like. Gene Ontology annotation, cellular component: endomembrane system; plasma membrane; SNARE complex. Gene Ontology annotation, molecular function: SNAP receptor activity; SNARE binding. Lineage: Eukaryota; Metazoa; Arthropoda; Arachnida; Sarcoptiformes; Pyroglyphidae. Gene Ontology annotation, biological process: intracellular protein transport; vesicle fusion; exocytosis. The record is from RefSeq and is a predicted model, not a curated record.
UUCGAAAUUUGAAUGACAAAAUUACUGCCAUAACAACAAAAAAAAAGUUUUCGAUUUGGAUUCAUCAGAAUUUUCUUCAUUUGUUGACAAUUGAUUGAUUUCAACAUCAGAUUUCAUCAGCAGACGAAAAUCAUUAACACAUCACAAUCCAGUCCACACAAAUCGUUCAGACGUUCAUCGACGACAAGUAAUUUGAACCACACACACUAUAUGCACGCACUAUAUUCUCAUAUUUUAAUUAUCAUCAUUAUUAUCAUCAAACUCAAUUAUUAUUAUCACUUGAAUUGUAUACUGAUAAAAAUUAUUUAAAAAAAAAUUCAAAUUGCCUUAUUAUUAUUGAAAUAAUUAAUAUUUAAAGUGGAAAAAAAUUCAUUCACAUGGUCAGUAAGUGACAAUUACGACGACCAAUUUUGGAAUUCUAGUCAUCAAAAUAAAUAAAACAAAAAUCAUAAUCAACGAUAGUCAAAAUUCAAUUAAAUAAUUUUUUUUAAAAGCAGUAAAAAUCAAUAAUUUAAAACUUCCAAUUUUUUUGAAGAAACAAUAAUAAUAAUAAUAAAUUAGACCAAAAAAUGACUAAAGAUAGGUUGGCCGCUUUAAAAGCGGCACAAGUUGAUGAAGAAGAUGUUGCCGUUGGUGUGGAAGAAAAAGGUGGCUAUAUGGAAGAAUUUUUCCAGGAGGUAAGUGUGAUUUUAAUUUACUUUAAAAAAAUGAAAAUAAUUCGAUUGAUUCUUACACAGGUGGAACAAAUUCGCGAGAAUAUUGAAAAAAUGCAAGCAAAUGUUGAAGAGGUGAAGAAAAUACAUUCAGCUAUAUUAAGUGCACCACAAACCGAUGAUAAGGUCAAACAACAGCUAGAAGAUUUGAUGGGCGAUAUAAAAAGGACGGCAAAUCGUGUCCGAGGAAAACUAAAAGUGAUGGAACAAAACAUUGAACAAUUGGAACAGACAUCAAUGAUGAGCGCAGAUUUUCGUAUACGUAAAACGCAACAUUCAAUGUUAUCGCAAAAAUUUGUCGAAGUUAUGACCGAUUAUAAUAAAACACAAACAGAUUAUAGAGAAAGAUGUAAAGCAAGGAUACAAAGACAAUUGGAAAUUACUGGUAGAUCGACAACUAAUGAAGAGCUGGAAGAAAUGCUCGAAAGUGGUAAUCCUGCCAUUUUUACUCAAGGAAUUAUGACCGACACACAACAAGCCAAACAAACAUUGGCCGAUAUUGAAGCAAGACAUGCGGAUAUAAUUAAGCUUGAAAAUUCAAUCAGAGAAUUGCAUGAUAUGUUUAUGGAUAUGGCCAUGUUGGUCGAAUCACAAGGAGAAAUGAUUGAUCGAAUCGAAUUUCAUGUAUCCAGUGCAUUGGAAUAUGUUGAAGAAGCAGUGAAAGAUACGAAAAAAGCAAUGGAAUAUCAACGAAAAGCACGAAGGAAACAAAUUAUGAUAAUCAUUUGUUUGAUCAUCAUUGCAUUCAUUGUUGUUUCAUUACUACUAAGUUUCAUACCAUUCUAGUAUUCAAAUUGAUUUUUAGACCACCGAAAAUUCAUCGAAAAAAAUGAUGAUUAAAUAAUCACCGAGAAUCAAUGUACUAUUGAUCACUACAUUUUGAAAACAACAACAACAACAU